Molecule: messenger RNA, 3355 nt
Organism: Etheostoma spectabile (orangethroat darter)
Lineage: Eukaryota; Metazoa; Chordata; Actinopteri; Perciformes; Percidae
Product: GTPase IMAP family member 8
Exons: 5
Coding region: 114-1964 (616 amino acids)
Molecular function (GO): GTP binding
Source: RefSeq, a predicted model, not a curated record
GGAGUGGCUAAAAAAACAAGUGUGAUCAGUGUUACAUUCCGUGCUCACACAGUCAUCAACAAGACAUAAAGGAAAUCAAACCCAUUAAAAGCCUUUAUGGAUGUUCUGAAAACAUGAAUACAUCUACCAAAGAGCUUAAUGCGGUGCUCGUGGGGUCAAAAAGCUCCCGGAAAUGUCUAGUUGGGAACAUCAUCCUGGGAAGACAGGCGUUUGAUCCAAGAGAUGUAACAUCUCAUUGUGAGAGGGGAGAGAGAAAAAUAUUUGGGCGAACAGUCACAUUGGUCACAUCUCCAGGGUGGCUGCGUGGAUAUACCCUGUAUCAUACACCAGAACUUUUCAAGAACGAAGCGAUUCUCAGUGUCACUCUGUGUCCACCUGGACUGCACAGUUUUAUCCUGGUGAUUAAUGCUGAACUACCAUUCAAAAAAGAAUCCAAGAAGGCAACAAGAGAGCACUUGCAACACUUUUUUGGUGACAAGGUGUGGGAUCACACGAUUGUGGCCUUCAGCCAAAGAGGCCAGAUAGGCCACACAACCAUAGAGGAUUACAUCACGAGGGAAGGAGCGCCACUCCAGUCCCUUUUAGAGGCAUGUGGUAACAGAUAUCUCACUCUUUAUGACGAUGGCGCCAACAACGACGUAAAGGUCAAAGAGCUGUUUGAGAAGAUUGACGCAUUGGUGGCCAAAAACGGAUGGUAUGAAGCAGACAAUACGCUGUUGCAAAGUACGGAGUUGAAGAGGAAGGGAGUGGCCGAAAAAGCUGAGGAGUUGCGUCUUCAAUCGCAACAACAAAGACAAGAGCUCAGAAAUCUCCUGACAGAGCCAGCACCCAACCUCAAGAUCUUGAUGGUCGGAUGGGUGUUUUCCGGGAAGAGUUUAAGUGGGAACACUAUUUUGAGCGCUGAGGACUUUCAUUCUGGUGACAGAACGGUGAAAGCUUUAAAGCGAAGCGGUGAGGUUGGUGGAAGAGAGGUGGUCAUCGUGGACACUCCUGGAUGGUGGAAAUUCUUCCCAGCGAUGUUUACUCCUUGGACUUUGAGAUCUGAGAUUUUGAAUGGAGUGUCUCUGUGCUCACCAUCCCCAAAUGUAAUAUUGCUGGCAGUGCCGGUUGACACAUCGUUCACCGAUGAACAGAGAAGAGUCACAGAGAGCAACAUGAGGCUGCUUGGACAGAGAGUGUGGAGACAUGUUAUUGUGUUGUUUACAUUUGGGGACGCUAUGGGGUACAAAACUAUUGAGCAACACAUUGAAAGUGAAGGCAAGGCUCUCCGUUGGCUUAUUGAGAAAUGUGGAAACAGGUAUCAUGUCCUAGACAAUACGAGCAAUGCUGAUGAUCAGGUAACAGAGCUGCUUCAAAAGAUGGAGGAGAUGGUGGCAGGAAACAGCUCUUUUUACAUCAGUCGCUACCCUGAAACCGGGAAUCCACAUACUGAGGAAGACGAUACAACUGAAAGCAAAGAUGAGAACACAACCAAGGAGAUCACAGAACAACUUUUCAUUGAGUGGGAUCGCAAUAACUGGGAAAAACACUAUAGCCAUCACAGUAUGGCCUCCCCACUUAACAUGAGUGAGGACAAGCAGACAUCUGGGAGUUCAGAAGGAGAGAAAGAACAAAUGGAGCACCGACAUGAAGAUGACUUUGAGACUUACUUUGGUGCUUCAAGUAAAGGCGAUGCAGCAUCUGGGCCUCUGAACAGAUGGAUGGGACUGCUGGAGCGAGAGUGGAGCAGACGAGAGGUGGCCAUGGAGCAGGCUUGGACGUAUUUCUACAAAGACGGGAAUGCCGACUCUGAGCCAGAUAGGUAUCGACUGCUGAAAUCAAGAGAAAAAGUAAGAUUGUGGCUGAAAACUCAACAUACAUCAUCUGCGCUCGGGACAGAUUCUGGGAUAGACUCAAACACCAUCGAGAAAUCGGAGGAAGAGAUACUGAGAGAAGACUACAGGAAGACUGUAGAAAGACACUGAGAAUGGACACUUGCUGUCACAUCUUGGUCUCAUCCAAGACUAGCGAGUUCCGUCGUAGGAGUGUUGAUUUAUGCAGCAGUGACCACCGCAACACAUUCUGACGCCUCUGUUCCACAAUACAAUGAAAGAAUGUAUAAUGUACAUUUACGCGUAAACAUGUAAAAAGUCCUGCUAGCAAUUCGGUUAUCAAGACUAUUUUUGGCAAUUUCUUUCCUUAUUCGUGACACCAAAGGAAAUAACUGCGUUUACGCACAAUCAGCCAUUUUAAAAGUCUUCACUAUGGCCUGAGUUUUCCAAAGGUUUUGUUUACAGUGACCCAAAUCGCCGUUUGUGUGCAGACAAAAGGCCAAAAGUCAUACAAAAAAAGUACAUGUACAUGUGGACUAGUCCCCAAUUCUGGGAAGUAAGUAGGGAAUAUCAGAAACAUUCCAAAUAUUACAAAGCUCUGAGGGUCGGACAAACAAAAAUUUGCUCAUGCUCAUAAUUCCUGUAUUACGAUACAGCCAACACUCACAGUUGUGACUUUUAUUUUUGCUAUUUUUAUCUAGCUAUUUCUUAUCUUGUUAAUCUGUGCUGUAAGGUUGCAUGUUGAGGUUGUGGGUUAGGGUUAGGGUUAGGGUUAGGCAGUGUGUGAUCAUUCAUUUAACCCAUUUUGCUCUUUGGGGCGCAGAGGUCAUUGAUGAACUUUCUCCAGCUUGUUGGGCGGCUGUCUCUGCUUCCUGAUUGGACAUUCGAGUUGAAGAUGCAGAUUUUAAAAAAAGUGUUUUGAAUUCCAUAUUUGUCUUAGAAAUAAGAAGGAUGAUCUUGCCUUUCCUAUUCCUGUUUGUAUGUCAUUAUCACUGCCAUUGUCCUACCUAACAACGCUUCCCAGGUACGUAAAUACGACCACUUUUUUUGUGCUUCUCAGUCCAGGUUUAUGGCAUUUUGUUUUAUGGUUGAUAUUAAUCACCUUGGUUUUUGAUUUAUUGGUGAGGAGUCCGGCAGAGGCUGCAAUUGUGGCAUGUUUUGGGAGUUCGGUCUGCAUUUGUGUAGACAUGUGACAAGAAGACUAUAUCAUCUGCCAAGUCCAAGUCUUCUAAUUGGGACUACAGUCUACUGUAUCCCCAGGUUUUGUUCAGUAAUGGUUGUCUUCAAGAUACAGUCAAUGGAUUUGAUCAGUAGGUUGAAUGCUGGGAAGUGAGAUACGCUCCAUUUUCCCAAGAAAUACACCUGGGGAACCCAGGAUAAUUAGUAUAUACAGUAUAUGCCGGUGUGCACGGUUGUAUUGUAUAUACUGAAUUAAAGAUGCUUCAUCAAAUCUUUAUUAAAGCUACCACGCAAAUGCCGCUGCUUAAUAAUAAAGUCCAACCUUGAAAUUUUGUUACUAUGUUAAUAAAGCUGGAUAAAAUUUU